AUGGUACCUUUCGGACUUCGCACGGGAAACCAGCGCCGGCCCCAUUGUCAAUCCUCUGCAGAUACCGACGGUACAGCCUCUGGUCUAGAACCCCAAGGAUUUGAUCCCACCUUGGCGGAUGUACUCAAUGUUCGGCAAUUGUUACAAUGGUACCUCCCACGUGGUCUGCCCGAGGAGCUCGUUGAUAUGAUCGUUGAUGCUGCGGAAUAUUGGCCUUCGGUAGAGCAGAGAAUGCAAGAUCAAUGGAUUAUUCAGAAAGACCGUGAUCAAGUUUUGCUGAAGACAGUUCCCCUUUGCUAUGAUCGGAAUAGCUUGGAGAAAGAAUCGAACCCCACCCCUCUACCUCAUCGCGGAGUACACCCUUGUCGCAAGAUAGUCUUCCAUAUUUCAUCGCACGACCAAGGCGGCGGGCGGCGCCGCGACAACAUGUAUGAAUAUUCGUGGACUUGGUUUGACACUGAAGUUAUUCGCGGGGCGCAUAAGAGGAACAUGUACGUUGAUGGAGUUGAGCAAGAAAUCCUGGACAAUGAGCGUGGACAAGUCCGAAAACACUACACCGAGGCAGAUGCACUACUAUUGCCGCGCGACAACAAAUUGCAAGCCAAUGGGGCCCAUGUGAGCGAAAUGCAACACAAUACCAUUGUGUGGGAUUAUCGAGACGAUAUCCAGGCAGACUCGCCAGAGGCUUUUGAAAUUGAGAAGAACCUGGGUCGUGGCCGGCUUACUCUUGAUGGACAUGGAGUGCGUGAGUUGGAGGUUGGCGAUUCGAUUGCCAUUUGGGCCCGCGCAAGGUUUCCCGGCUGGUCGAACCACGUUUCCCGAGCGAUCGUGAGGAUAUACUGGGCUGUAUAA
Penicillium griseofulvum is the source of this 852-nucleotide messenger RNA. RefSeq lists its product as uncharacterized. Lineage: Eukaryota; Fungi; Ascomycota; Eurotiomycetes; Eurotiales; Aspergillaceae. The record is from RefSeq and is a predicted model, not a curated record. The coding region runs from base 1 to 852 and encodes 283 amino acids. The transcript is spliced from 2 exons.